Adineta ricciae is the source of this 225-nucleotide messenger RNA. NCBI's taxonomy places the organism in Eukaryota, Metazoa, Rotifera, Eurotatoria, Adinetida, Adinetidae. The record is from the annotation of a GenBank genome assembly.
AUGUCUUCCGCAUCUACAAAUACCCAAACUAAGAUUCAAGCUGCCAAUGUUCUACGACAUGAAUUAGAAGCAUUGAAAACUGGACGUAAAGUUUAUGUUCAACAACCAGGUAGCUUAGUAUUUUUCAAAAGUGAUAAAGACACUGCGCUGAAAAACUGUCAUGAGACUCUCAAAUCUCUACAACGUGAAUACGAACAGAUGGGAUCCAAAAUGGACCAAAGCUAA